Molecule: messenger RNA, 214 nt
Organism: Paramecium octaurelia
Lineage: Eukaryota; Ciliophora; Oligohymenophorea; Peniculida; Parameciidae
Source: the annotation of a GenBank genome assembly
AUGAAGUAUGAUGAGUAACAGUGCUUCUUGAGUUUUUCAAGUUAUUGUCGAAAAUAGAGACAUAUAAAUUUUUCCUCGCAAGAUCUAGUUAUGAAGAAUUGUUAGAGUAAUUUUGAAAAGUAAUGAUCAUUUAUUUUUUAGAUUAUAGAAGUGUUUCGAGCUUGACUUAGUUCAAUUUCUAUUUUUGAAUAUGCUCUCCAUUUUAAAGAGGUGA